Molecule: messenger RNA, 1052 nt
Organism: Sitodiplosis mosellana (orange wheat blossom midge)
Lineage: Eukaryota; Metazoa; Arthropoda; Insecta; Diptera; Cecidomyiidae
Exons: 4
Coding region: 153-917 (254 amino acids)
Molecular function (GO): oxidoreductase activity
Source: RefSeq, a predicted model, not a curated record
UCCAUUUACGAUAUAGAUAUUGCUCUUUACGCUAUAUAAACAACCCUUCUUCUCGUUGCACAGUUAGUUUUGAAUCAAACGUUCAACACUUUGGAAGUUCAAGUGUCGAAAAUUAUUAUCUAUCGAUUGUUUAAGAAAAAAACCACUUGAGAAUGAGUUUCGCAAACAAAGUGGUCUUAGUAACGGGAGCAAGCAGUGGGAUCGGCGCUGGAGCUGCGGAGCAUUUGGCGAAAAAAGGUGCGAGUGUUGCUUUGGUCGGUCGCAACGAAAGAAAAUUGAAUGAAGUUUGUGAACGAAUUAAAAGUGCCGGUUCACCGACUCCGUUUGUGGUCGUGGCAGAUAUCACAGUUGAUGCCGUACGUAUAAUCAACGAAACGACAAAUCAUUUCGGUCAACUGGAUAUCUUGAUUAACAACGCCGGCAUCCAAUCACAUAAUACGAUUGAAAACAUCGAUUUGGACGAGUAUGAUCGCAUCAUGAGAACAAAUGUGAGAAGUGUUAUAGAGCUUACGAAAUUGGCAGUACCUCAGCUGGAAAAAACGAAGGGGAAUAUUUUGAAUGUUUCUAGCUCCUGUGGGCUGAGAGUAAAACCAAAUCUCUUUGCAUAUUGCAUUUCAAAAGCAGCGGUCAAUCAGCUGACAAAGAGCGCAGCAUUAGAUUUGGCUCCAAAAGGUAUAAGAGUCAACGCAAUAAAUCCCGUGGUUAUCAAAACAUCAAUUUUUGAAACAGGUUUCGGCAUGAGUUCACAGCAAAUCGAUGAGUUUUAUGCAAAGCAUAGCGCCUUGUACCCGCUGCGCAGAGUUGGUGAAGUAUCUGAUACAUCGGCUGCAAUCGAAUAUUUGGUUAGCGAUCAUGCAUCGUUUAUCACGGGUGCUCUGCUGCCAGUGGACGGCGGAGCUUUGACGGCUGGACAAUAACAUUUAUAACAUAUUUGCAUUUCGGUUAUUGUUAGCAAUAAAAUGAUGUUGAUGAUGUUCAAAAAGUCAAAAACCAGUCUCAAACCAUCAAUAAAAUUUCAAUUGAUUUUCACAUUUGAAAAUUGUUCAGUUUAA